Messenger RNA from Saccharomycopsis crataegensis, 2895 nucleotides. RefSeq names its product tRNA methyltransferase PPM2 (gene PPM2). The transcript has a single exon. Gene Ontology annotation, biological process: wybutosine biosynthetic process; tRNA methylation. The record is from RefSeq and is a predicted model, not a curated record. Lineage: Eukaryota; Fungi; Ascomycota; Saccharomycetes; Ascoideales; Saccharomycopsidaceae. Gene Ontology annotation, molecular function: protein binding; tRNA methyltransferase activity. Bases 1 to 2895 code for a protein of 964 amino acids.
AUGCCUGAAAGACGUGAUGAGUUUGUCCAGGCGACCAACAACUCUUCGAUUGUUUCCAAAAGAUCGGUAGAAAAACUUUAUGGAUCGAUUCUUUACCCAUCGCACCCCGAAGGCACCCAGUACUUCCACCAUUUUGUCCCCAAAUUCAAACGUCGUAGCCCGGUGAUCAACCGUGGAUACCUUCUUCGACUCCUUAUUGUGCGACAAACCCUUGACAAGCUUCUCCAAGCCAGUGGGGACGAUAAAGUGUACGUGAUCAACCUUGGAUGCGGGUACGACCCUAUCGCGUUUGAGUACUUGGAAAAACCAGGGAUCAAGGACAAGGUGGUGUUUGUCGAUAUCGAUUAUCACGCAUUAAUCGAUGAGAAAUUUAGAAUGAUCCACAAUAGUCCUGAGCUUAAAAGGAUCAUCAAAUUGGAAGAUGAGUCAACGUCGUGCCACGAGUUUAUGGCAUUGAAAAACAAGAGCCCAAUCUACAAAAUCGUCACUGAUAAUUAUAUCAUGGUGCAAUGUGAUCUAAACGAUUAUAAAUCGUAUCAAUCGGUAUUACAGGACUUGAAUCUAUUGGGAAAUCAAUCAUCAUCCACGAAAAUCUUCAUUGCUGAAGUUUCCAUCACUUAUAUGGAACCGGAUAAAUCCGAUAAGAUCAUUGAACAUUCCACCCAGUGCGAAAAUUCGCACUUCAUCAUCCUUGAACAGCUUAUUCCUAACGAGGACAUGGAUGACCGGUUUGUGCAAUUGAUGUUUCGUCAUUUCAACAAAGUGAACUCUCCAAUCCGCAGUGUCGAAGGAAGAUACCGCACGUUCGAACACCAACGAGAAAGAUACCAUCGGUUGGCAAACCAUACUGGAGAGCUUGAAAUGGUGACAUUGAUGGAAUACUGGGACCAUUUCAUCAGUGAUGAGUUGAAACAGAAAAUUAGUAAAGUCGAAGGGUUUGACGAAUACGAAGAACAUAAUUUGUUUUGUACCCACUAUUAUUUUGGUCAUUUCACAAAUAACGGCCGUAAAGUUCUUCAAAUCCCUGCGAAACCCGAUUUAUCAAAAAUCCCUAUUGUUAAAGCCGGUGAUUUGGGGAUCAGUUUCCAAGUCCAAGAAAUCGCUAAUCUCCAACGUCGUUUGACAUCCGCGUGCGCGUUUCCCACCAACAAAGAUACAUCGAUUCUUGUGAACUCUGGUUUCUCCCAAGCAAAGCUUUCAUCUUCAUUGAUCCUCUCUAAUGAUAACUCCACGCUUCCUAUCAAGGGAAUUACCCCUCCAGAAAGACUUUGUCAUUCUAUUGUGAGUAUCAACGAUUCGAACAAGUUCUUGCUCAUUGGUGGCCGUAGUGCCCCAAAUAAGCCAUUUACCGAUUGUUGGAUAUUAGAACCGGUUGGUGAUGUUUAUCAAUGGCGUCAAACUGCAUCAUUACCAGAUCAUGGAAGAUAUCGUAUGAACGCUUUUGUAGUGGGACAAGACGUUAUUGUGUGUAAUGGGUCGAUCAUCGAUAAUUGUUUCCUCAAAUUUGAUACCACCACGGAAUCUUGGGAGAAAUUGGCAUUGCUGGAGACCGGUGUGGAAUCAUUCCUUCCAAGGGUCGGUGCGGCGGUCACUUACAAUUCUCAUAGUAAUAAAGGGUAUAUUUUCGGAGGAAUGUUUGAUGAAAAUACAAUUGAUCCUUCGAUCUAUGAAUUUCAAUUGAAUAUGCCAUCCAAUGAGGUCAAGAUCACAAAAAUUAUGACCCAUGCUUUUGCCGGACGUUUUGGGGCUGCCGUCACCUCCAUUGAAAAGUCAAGCAACCAGUACCUUCUAUUUGGUGGGGUAGCCACGGAUUUCGUAUACGGACAAGAUACCGCGUUUGUAAUAUUCGAUGCCGAGCAGCAGAAAUUCACAAAAUUGCAAGUCGAGAAAUCCGUCUGGGAGAAAUUCCCGAUCUUCGUAUGUGGGGAUCUUGUGGAUAUUGAUGAUGGUCAGAAGAUUUACGUCGGUGGGGGCGCGGUGUGUUAUUCAUUUGGGUCUUAUUGGAAUGGACUUGUAAAAAUUAAUAUUGGAUCCGAUCAAUCACAAUCAUCAACCCACAAUAUUUUUGAAUUUCUCAAUAAGGAAAACAAAAUUGAUACUGAGCGGAAACCCGAUGAUGAGACAUCGAAAACCUCGGUUUCCAAGGAUUUGAAAUCCGUGACGAAAAAACCAACCUUAGUGAAGAGUAAAGCUAUAGAAAAAGUUGAUGGGAAAUCAAUAGACACUAAAGAGAUUAUAGCAUCAGACGUUCCGUUAGUCAUAACAGCAACAUUAUCAUCACCUUCUUCUUCUUCUUCUUCUUCUUCUUCUUCUUCUUCUUCUUCUUCUUCUUCUUCUUCUUCUUCUUCUUCUUCUUCUUGCUCUGACAAGGUAAUGUUGCAAAAUAUCAUUGGGCAAAUCGGUGCUACUACUGAAAUCCAAGUUUCCAACUUAUUAGUGAAAUUCUCUGAUUUCAUAGAUGGCAUGCUCGUCAAUAAAUAUCAAAAACAAAACGUUUCUAUCCCAUUAGAUGAUGAUGAUUUCCUCGCAUCUUGUUUUGAAUUGUCAACCCAAGAUUUUGGUAAUAAGAAGACACUCGUUAUCACUUCGGGGAAAUUGACCACCCCUCUCAUGAUGGUGUCUUCUAACCUUCAAAUCAUGGUUCAACUCCGGGGUCAAAGAUUGGUGAAAUUGUACCCAGGUUCCCAAAGGCUGAUGCUUGUGGGAGACUCCAAUGAAUUAUCAACAAUCCAUGAUAUUUUCAACCGUAAUCCGAAAUUGGAAUUCAAUGUCAACCCACAAUUAACCCCAUUCGAGACAAUAGUAAAUGAAGGGGAUGUCAUUAUCGUACCAUCGGGUUGGAUUGUUGGACAAAGAAGUUUGGAUACCUCAAUCAUGAUUAAUUAUGAAUUGUAA